GCUGACAAGAAAAAAAUAGUCGACUCCGCCAUUGACCCCUAUCGCUCGUAUCGCAAGUAUUAUGGUACGAUUCGUCCUGAACGCAUAAAAAUUCCUCCAUGCCGAGAUGGUUCAUCGCAAUUUGAAAGUGUAGCGGCCCGAAACUGCCUGAAUGAGGGAAAUGAUAACUUUGAAAAUAGAGAUUCGCACUUUAAAAUUUCUGACGAAAUGAUCCGUUACGUGGUUGAGGCGAAAAGUGAAGAAAAAAGGGUUCACUCUGAAGAUGAGCAGAGAAAAUUCGGAUCGGAUCUUGACAUUAGCAUCAUUUAA
Molecule: messenger RNA, 309 nt
Organism: Acaulospora morrowiae
Lineage: Eukaryota; Fungi; Glomeromycota; Glomeromycetes; Diversisporales; Acaulosporaceae
Source: the annotation of a GenBank genome assembly